Lagopus leucura (white-tailed ptarmigan) is the source of this 2713-nucleotide messenger RNA. Its product is annotated as beta-adducin-like. Lineage: Eukaryota; Metazoa; Chordata; Aves; Galliformes; Phasianidae. The transcript has 5 exons. Gene Ontology annotation, molecular function: actin filament binding. The record is from RefSeq and is a predicted model, not a curated record. Bases 700 to 1743 code for a protein of 347 amino acids. Gene Ontology annotation, cellular component: cytoskeleton; postsynaptic density; plasma membrane. Gene Ontology annotation, biological process: barbed-end actin filament capping.
UGUCUGCCUUUAUUUGCCCCUUGUCUGCCUUUAUUUGCCCCAUGUCUGCCUUUAUUUGCCCCUUGUCUGCCUUUAUUUGCCCCUUGUCUGCCUUUAUUUGCCCCUUGUCUGCCUUUAUUUGCCCCAUGUCUGCCUUUAUUUGCCCCUUGUCUGCCUUUAUUUGCCCCUUGUCUGCCUUUAUUUGCCCCUUGUCUGCCUUUAUUUGCCCCAUGUCUGCCUUUAUUUGCCCCUUGUCUGCCUUUAUUUGCCCCUUGUCUGCCUUUAUUUGCCCCGUGUCUGCCUUUAUUUGCCCCAGAGCACCUUCUAUUCUAAAAGCCCACCGCCAGCACCCACUGCUUUGUUGGGGUUUCCUUUCCCUGCACCACAUGUUUGGCCCAGUCUCUCCUCCCUGCAAGAUGCAUUUAUUCAUCAGCUUUAAUCUCCUGGUGGUGUGCAUUUAUUGGGCUUUCCUCUUGCCAUGCCAUGCAUUUGUCAGGGUUUGCUCUUCCCGUGACAUAUAUUUAUUGGGGUUUGCUCUCAUCUGUCAAGAUCUCUCUCUCCAUGCCAUGCAUUGAUUGGGGUUUGCUCUCCAUGACACACAGCUAUCGAGGUUUCCUCCCUUAAUGCCACGUACUUAUUGGAGUUACUGCUCAAAACCGUUCUUUUAUCAGGGCUUGCUCUCAAUGCCAUGCAUUUAUUAGGGUUUCCUCUCUCAAUGCCAUGUGUUUAUUGGGGUUGCCACUCAAAGCCAUGCAUUUAUUAAGGUUUCCUCUUGACGACAUGCAUUUAUUGGACUUGCUUCCUCCAUGCCAUGCAUGUAUUGUGCUCUUUCCAUGCAUUUAUCUGGGUUUCUUUUCUCAAUACCAUCCGUGCAUUCGUUGGGGCUUGCUCUUGAUUACGUGCAAUUAUUGGGGUUUCCUCUCGCCAUGCCAUGAAUCCACCUGGCUUUGCUCUCCAUGCCCUGCAUCUCUGGAUGUUUCCCCCUUCCUCUCCGCGCAGUGGCUGAAGGCUGACGAGGUGGAGAAGGGCAGCAGUGGCACUGCCAUCCGCAUCGAGAACCCCAACCAGUUUGUGCCCCUCUACACCGACCCUCAGGAGGUGCUGGAGAUGAGGAACAAGAUCCGUGAGCAGAACCGCCAGGACGUCAAGUCUGCAGGGCCGCAGUCCCAGCUGCUGGCCAGUGUGAUCGCCGAGACGAGCCGCAGCCCCUCCACAGAAAGCCAUUUGGGGGAUGCCGAGACCAAAAACCCAUCCCAAGAGGAGGUCCCAGCUGAGCCGGAGCCCCCGAACCCCUUCAGCCAGCUCACGGACCAGGAGCUGGAGGAGUACAAGCGGGAGGUGGAAAGGAAGAAGCUGGGGCUGCACGGAGACAAGGAGGAAGAGGAGACCCAGGCAUCCCCCCCAAAAUCACCACCGGGGUCUCCAAAAUCCCCCAACAAAAGCGCAGCCCCAGAGGGUCUGGAGGGUGACAAGAAGGUGGAGGAUGGCCAAGCUCCGGCCGAUUCCUCCGCCGAGAAGGAGCCGCCUGCGGUGGUCAAUGGGAAGGAUGAGGAGCAGAGCACGGAGGAGAGCAAAGGGGGGGACCAGACGAGCACCCCGGCCAACCCAGAGCAGGAUGCCCCCAAGGAGAAGAGCGAGAUGCUGACCAGCACCCCCGUCUCCCCCGAAGGCUCACCCUCCAAAUCACCCUCCAAGAAGAAGAAGAAAUUCCGGACCCCGUCCUUCCUGAAAAAGGGCAAAAAGAAGGAAAAGAUCGAAUCUUGAGCCUCUCCCCCCUCCCCCCGUGGCUUUGGCCGAGCGUCUUUCCAGACGGAUGCGUCUGCGCCGUGCGUCUGGCCGUGGCGCAGCCAAAAACCCUGGAGGUGAACAAUCCGGGAGCCCUCGGCACGAGGCACCAAGUCCCCCCCGUCACCCGCUUCGGAGGUGGCCGCUGAGCUUACCGAGAGAUUUUGGCCCCUGUCUGCUGCUUGGGGAAAUACCCACCGCCACGUCCCCGCUCCCACCAGCGCUCCCCCGUCUCUCCCAGGCACCCACGUGGCCUCUGAGGUUUGUUUAUCCCACCCGCUGCUUGCAGAGCCCUCGUGCAACGCGGAGGCACAGCCCGGAUGCGCUUGGUUUUGAGAAAGAAACAGGUGUGCUGUCGUCGCUGGUUUUGGGUCUUUGACCCAAACCAUUUUGUUUCACGCUCUGCUGGAAUGGCGCUGGCUUCGCCCCUGGCAUCUCUUUGCCAGGGUGAUGGGAUGGAGCCCAACACCGGAGGAUUGCUCUCCCCGAAGGAGAGCACCUGGGACACUUUCCUUCUCGGAUCGCAAUCUUACCCCAAGGCUGUGAGCCACCUCGGUCCCCUUCUCCUGGUGCCACACUCACACGUUUGCUGCUUGGUGGAGAGCAGCAGGGUUUCUGCACCGCACCUGAGAACACAGAAGACGAGGAGCCUCGGGGCAGAGUCACGUAAAACUGAGCAAACUUCACUCACUAAGUGCUACUUUGGGAUGAACACACGCUGCCAAUUCACUUCAGUAGGAGGCACUGCCCUGGUCCCCCCACACCACGUCGAUGAGUGCCUGUACACGUAAAGAGCACGAGAGCCCCGAGGCCGAACCGCUGCUCAGCCCAGCUCUGGACUCCUGAGCACACGCACAGAUCCUCCCCAUCCUUCCCCCAGCCUCACCUCCCCAUGCCCAGCCAUGCAACCCAAAGGGAAGAAGAAAAAGCAGCUCUGAAGCCUGGAAAA